This is a messenger RNA of Hyla sarda, 1641 nucleotides long. Its product is annotated as C-type lectin domain family 18 member A-like. Bases 1 to 1377 code for a protein of 458 amino acids. The transcript has 11 exons. NCBI's taxonomy places the organism in Eukaryota, Metazoa, Chordata, Amphibia, Anura, Hylidae. The record is from RefSeq and is a predicted model, not a curated record.
AUGAUAGACGCAGCAGAUGACCAUCCAGGGACUGGGCCGGAUGCUGAGAGGAGGAGGGAGAGAUUUCAUAAAGAGGAGAUAGCCAGGUUAGUGACCACAUCACAAAGAGACAUGUCCGUGUGCGGUCUGAUCGCCCGGAGAAUUCUCCUGGGCAUCUUUUGCAUUGUGGGUACCUUGUCGGAACAACUUUCUGAGAGUACACAGAGACUAGGAUUUGGGGAUAUGGAGAAAUUCAAGUUGGUUUCUGUACACAACAAACUGCGCGGAAAUGUGCGCCCCCCAGCUGCCAACAUGAGGAGAAUGAGCUGGAGCGAGUCUUUGGAGGCCCGGGCCCUUGAAGUUGCUUACCAAUGUCUACAGAAUGCACCAGAUGACCCCGAGGUUGGCUGGAAUUUGCAGAGUUUUCCUGUAGGAAUCAUGACAUUCAGAGAAGUCAUCACUCUUUGGUUCCGUCAAAGAGACAAUUAUAAUUUUCAAACGUCUGAGUGCACCCAGAAUCAAACCUGCCAUCAUUACACACAGUUGGUUUGGGCAUCUUCAUGGGAGCUGGGCUGUGGGAUGAGUCAAUGCUCCUCAGAGAUGGGCAAAGUGGACAUGUUUGUAUGUGCAUAUGGUCCUGGGGGUAACUGGGACAUUGGAGGGCACAUCAUCAAUCCCUAUCAGUCUGGCCCCAGUUGCAGCAUGUGUACGGCCAGCUGGUCCGGCUGCUUCACAUCCUGGGAGCACCGUGGUGGCCUCUGUGAGGUGCCCAGGAACCCAUGCCGGAUAAACUGUGGGGACCAUGGAACAUUGAACAUGAGCAGCUGUCAAUGUGAUUGUGCCAAAGGUUACACCGGCCGUCUCUGCCAAGUGCGGUGCGCACCUCGCUGUCUACACGGCCAAUACAAAGCACUUGAAUGUUCCUGCAUAUGUGAUUCUGGAUACAGGGGGGCUGAAUGCACAGAGGAGGUAAAAUCUGCGCAGCCCUGUGAUCUUCUGAGUGAUGGUGUCUGCUUCAAGGUCUCCUCUGAUGUUCGUCCAUAUUAUAAAGCAAAAAAGAUAUGUCAGGAGUCCGGGGGACAUCUGGCUGAAAUAAGGACACAGAAGAUUCAGGAUAUUUUGGCUUUUUAUCUUGGACAAUUGGGAGACAUAAAUGAAGUGGAAAUGGAUAGACACUUCCAGACCCAGAACUUCUGGAUUGGCCUGACCUAUAAGAGCCGCUUUUCUUUCUUCCGCUGGGAUUCUGGAGUCCCUGUUUCCUUCCAAAGCUUUGCUCUGGGGCAACCAGACAAUGCUGGCUUUUCAAAUUGUGUGGAGAUGAUGGAAAAUGCACGAUUCAACUGGAAUGACCAACAUUGUAAGACACAUAAUCGCUACAUUUGCCAGUACAAAACAUAAAGUGGCUGAUUGUAUACUCCAGAAAAGAACAAAUAAGUGACCUGAUCGCUUCAGAAUUGCUCCCUAUUUCAACACAUGGUGGCCUCCAGAACUGACUGUUAACUGACCUAUGAGAGAAGGAUCCAGAUUACGACAGAUUCUUCAAGAGUGUGGAGGUCUCGAUACAGAUAAAAGUCGCCUGGACUGGCCAACUGUCUUAUAUGUAUGGAGGCCACUAGAGAUGAGCAAAGUUACAGUGAUUCGAUUUGUCACGAACUUCUCGGC